This is a messenger RNA of Nematostella vectensis (starlet sea anemone), 2323 nucleotides long. Its product is annotated as ELMO domain-containing protein 3. NCBI's taxonomy places the organism in Eukaryota, Metazoa, Cnidaria, Anthozoa, Actiniaria, Edwardsiidae. The coding region runs from base 99 to 1502 and encodes 467 amino acids. The transcript is spliced from 5 exons. The record is from RefSeq and is a predicted model, not a curated record.
UGACUUUCAGAGUUCCUGUGGCAAUUCAAGAUGGCGGAGUAGCGCCGUAGUUCCGGAGAGUGGGAUUAUACACAAAUUUUAACGCGUCCUUCGCUUUCAUGAAGAGCGAAACGAGACAACCAGAGCCGAAAGGUCUCGAAAAAGAGGCUACCCAAGCUUUCAAAAGCAUAGCACAACGAUCUUGUACGGAAGAUCACGAUGGUGAUGCGGAAUUUGACAUCGACUUUGACGCUGUUGUCAACAUCAAUGACAACAACGAUCGCACUGGCGAUCAGAAGGCAUCCGAGAGAAAUCAUGCAGCACAUGACAGGCGACAACUUUCAGGCGAACGUCCAGAAAAUAUGCGGAAUGCUUCACGGAGUUCGGUGAAGACGGAGGGAGUUCCUACUAGUAAACAGUCUUCAUGUGAAGGACAAGGCACAACAAAUUUGACCCUGUCCAGUGAUUCAGACGCAUCUGUCACAGAACGAGCACAAGGCGUUCCAGACAGAGAACCUCAGAAAGCCAGGAAGAAACAUUCACGUGGUUCAAAAACCCAUGUCCCUCCUGGAAUUCGCAAGCUGCCAUCACCACCUACUACACUUGAGCAGGCUCAGAUGGAAUGGGAUCUGGUGGAGACUGUCCAGCCAGGAUCUGCUCCAAGUGCGAUACGCUCUCCAACUGUCACCUUCAAGGAAGUAGUGAAACAUUUCCAAUCAGCGGCCUACCUAGAGCAGCAUAUGUCCUACAUUAAGCCUACCAUUAAAAGGCGUGGCUGUGCUGCUAUUGGUGACAAGCUUUUUGGCCCACCAAAGAUGGAUUCUGCCCUACACACUGAGCGCAAUCUGAUAUUUGCACUAGCUCUUUGUAUGUUCCUGAAUGAAGAACCUAUUCAUGGAACUAUCUUACAAACAAUCUACAAAAAGCUUACUGGGACAAAACUUGACUGUCCAAGAUAUGGAAACCACUGGGAGCUUAUCGGCUUUCAAGGUUUGGACCCUGCGACUGAUUUGAGAGGAUGCGGUCUUCUUGGUCUUCUCAACGCCUUGUUCCUUGUCACUAAUGAGCGCACACACACUCUAGCGCUGGAGAUGUACAAGCUGUCCCAGCAUGAGGCACAGAACUUCCCCUUCUGUGUCAUGUCCAUCAACAUCACCAGAAUUGCUCUUCAGACUCUUAGGGAGGGAAAACUCAACAAAUAUUGCAACAGUCGCCGCCAAGUCAUUCAUACAUUCUGCGAAUUCUAUGCAGCCAUCUUUUUCCACAUCUAUCAAGUAUGGAAACAUCAACACAAGACAAUAUCAGACUCAGGCUUUGUUCUCAAAGAAGCUGAAAAAUUUGCUAGGGAUAAAACCAAUGAGGCUGUCAAUCAACUUGAAAAGCACUUGUCGGACAGGAAAAACCUGAUUAUCCCGGACGAGGAGAAUAUGUCUCCCAAGAACAGGCAGGUCCCUGUUAUGGACCGUUUUGCUGGGGUGUGUGAUCUUCAGGUGAAUGAGGAAGAAGAGGUCCAUUUAGUGUAAUGUGUAAGGAAGCAAAAGUCUUGUUAGAUGACUUCAGAAUUCCUGAUAUAUAUAAGUAUUACUAUUUAUUCAAUCAGUCGCAUAGCUAAGGGCAUGCAAUAUCUGUUUCUGUGCACCCUUCCAUCCACCAGUCCCCUCAGCAAACCCUGACUGGAAAUUCCCACCUGCUUGUUCCUAGGGAGAACCAACCUUAGGACUACUUCUCACCCAACAUAAAAAAAUUUAAACUGAAAGCCUUAGCAAUGUGCAAAUGUACUAAUGUAACUAUGUCUAUAAAGCUGAGUGUGGUAAUUAUUGCUAUAGAGAAAACAUUACUAGAGUUCCUGAAGACUGAGCAAGACUCUGCAAAAUAAAAGCUAGGUUUCCAGGGGGGGCUAGGCUUUAUAGGAAAUUGAUAUUUACACAAGGAUUACAUGGCUUUGUAGUAUAAAAGCAAAUCAAAAUGUGCAUAAAUCAUUGUGGCACAGAGGCCAAAAAGGUGGGGGUGGGGGGGGGGGGGGGGAGGCAAGCAAGGGUUUCAAGGAAGGGGGACUUGAUUCGUUCUUCUUCUGGUGGUUUUCAUAUAUUUCUUGUUAUUUUUAAGCCAAAUAUCUGAAAAUGGGGGGGGGGCACUUGGCCCACCCCUAGAUCAGCCCCUGUAGCAUGUGACUGAGGUUGCGCAGCUGUACUCCCCAAUAAUGUCAUGGCAAUACGACUUAAAUAUCGAUUACUGUAAAUACUGUAGGUAUUUAUUUGCAUUACAUUAUAAUCACUUGACUAAAACCAAAACGAUAAGUAAUAUUAGAUGAAGUUGUAUAAGAAUAAAGUAAGAUACUGAGGUA